GGAACCUGGUGUUCGGUGUGCUGAAUGGUUAUCACGAUGCACCCAGGGAGUCUGUCUCAAAUUUCCUGAAAAGGAUGAAACACGUUUUCUUCUUGAUGGCCGAACCGCUGACCUUCGGAAACUACAAGGCGCAGUUCGACGAGGAGGAUCCUUUCGACGCUGAGGACAUGCAGGAGAUGAGCGACUCUGAAACCUUCGAUUUUGAGUCCAUGCCACUUCCUUGGGUGGUUGCACAGGUUGAUGAUGAAGGGGAAGAUGUUCCUCGGAGAUAUAGCACGUCCCCUGCCAGUUUGAAGUGUGUGUUUGAGCGCGAAACAGUCGAGGACCAAUCGUCUGAUGAUGGGGAAGAGGAGAAAGACUAUGAUUACGAACCUGGUGACAACCUCCCUAGGGACCAUUAUACUUGGGAGAAUGACAGGCUCUUCUUCUACGGAAAGCAUCACCGGUUCACGCCAGAGGAUGUCUGGGGCCACAACGUCAUGUGGCACGUUAGGAAAUUCCAACUUGCUGUAAAGACUGGAAAGUGGGUCAUGGCAAUGAAGGAAGCCGAUGGCAAGUGGAGUGGCAUGAACAGACUAGGAGCGGGUCCAUUUAAGAAAAAAGCGAGAGAAGCUCUGGUGGAGCAUUUGAGUAUUAUGAACCCCGACAGGAGCCUGCCGGACGUCAAUGCGUAUGAAGGUCAAAAGCUCGAUGAGCUGUACGCCAACAAAAUGUUGGAGCCUAGUGAGUAUGAACGUUAUGCUUCGGAGGGUGCUUCCAUCGAUUUUCAGAGCAAGAGUGCAGCGGAUCCGGGGGAAGAGGAGCUGUCACAGGACGUGCAUGCUGUGCACUGGGAAGAGGAGACUCAACACUGGCCGCCUCGUAGAGUGCUGGAUGGUCUCAAUGCAGGAGUGUUGGAGACCGGGGCCAGCUGGCAUCUACGUCAUCCUUCGGAGGCGUGCGACGCAUCUGUUCAGGGGCCCUUUGUAGGAGUGUUGGAGACAGAGGCUAGCGAGUGCGAAGGUCAUGCUUUGGAGGAGACGCAUGUUGUGCAGUGGGAUGAAGAGCUUCUCGAAGGCUCGUCGGGAAAUGCCAUCAACAUCGGGGACACCGAUUCGGUUUCGCACAGCGCGUCGCCACUGACGAUGCAAGAGGGUGACGGUAAUGGAGGUUAUGGGAUGUUUGUGGAAGGCAAAGACCGUGGGCGGGAAGGCCGUGCGUGGACGUUUGGGGAAGGUCGGUUUUGUGGCGAUCAGGAGGGCAAAGAAAAACGCGUGUUGGAAACUCAGCUUAAUGACGAUGAGGAAGGCGAAGGAGCCGUGGGGGAAGCUCAACUUUUUAGCGGUGACGUGUCGGCUCGACUUCAUGACGAUGAGGCAGGCGAAGAAACCGUGGGGGAAGCUCAAUCUUAUGCCGGUGAGGUGUCGGGUCGGCUUCAUGCCUAUGAGGUGUCGGGUCGGCUUCAUGCCGGUGAGGUGUCGGCUCAUAUAAUAGGUUCGAAGCGAGCAGAUCAUGACUCUACGUCCACCAGCUAUGGUGAAGAGCAAGGCGACCGAGCGCCUGCCCUCUGUUCCGGUCGGGAAAUGGUGCUUCAUGAAGCCACGAAGUUGGUAAGCGACUCAACUGCCAUUGAGCUGGUUAGCGACUCAGCGGUGGUCGAGAUGCAGAACAUCGAAUCCUCCACGGACGUCGGCACAGUGGCGUGAUAGGAGAUCGAUUCCCCUCGAAGGACUCCCAAGCACGGUAAGA
Molecule: messenger RNA, 1728 nt
Organism: Chara braunii
Lineage: Eukaryota; Viridiplantae; Streptophyta; Charophyceae; Charales; Characeae
Source: the annotation of a GenBank genome assembly